Molecule: messenger RNA, 1473 nt
Organism: Rhagoletis zephyria (snowberry fruit fly)
Lineage: Eukaryota; Metazoa; Arthropoda; Insecta; Diptera; Tephritidae
Product: syndecan-like
Biological process (GO): cell migration
Cellular component (GO): cell surface; membrane
Source: RefSeq, a predicted model, not a curated record
AUUAGUAUUUUUAAUUUACACCAGUAGUUUUUGCUGCGCCGUAGAAUAACCGCUUUGAAUGUUGAAAUCGUACUCUUUAAAAAAAAAAUCACACCUAACCAGCACUCAUGCAACAUUUUCACAUUAAAACCAAGUGAUUACUAAAACAUGGAACACCUUGAACCAUGUCCAGCCAAUGAAUGCUGUACUUUAACCUGCAAAUAAAUUUGUUGGCUUCGCAUGGCUACGAAAAAAGGACAUACAAUUGUACUAACAGUCGUUUUGUUUUAAAAGGCAAACUAACAACAGGACCAAUACUUUUAUGAACAACGAAUACCUAAAGCGAUAACCCUAAUCAAUUGUUUUCUUCCUUUUUUCUCUCUCUCUCUCUCUCUCUCUGCUGCAAAACAGGCGGCAACACUAAUCAGGGCAACACCAUACACGAAUUGGGUACGAACAACAUUAAUAGCCAGCCGACAGACACUAAAGUGAUCGAGCACACCACAGGCAACGAAGUACUCAUCAUGAAUACGAGCGACGACGAUCGAACGGCGAGCUUCUUUGCCCAGCCGGGCAUCUUGGCAGCUGUCAUCGGUGGCGCUGUCGUCGGUCUGCUGUGUGCCAUUCUCGUCGUCAUGUUCAUCGUUUACCGCAUGCGGAAAAAGGACGAAGGCUCCUAUGCACUCGAUGAACCCAAACGCUCGCCGGCGGUCAAUUCCUAUGCGAAAAACGCGAAUAACCGUGAAUUUUAUGCCUGAGAUAAUUCCCAACGUUACUAGAGAGAGUGAAGGCGGCAGGCGAUGGCAGAGAAGGAGAUAAAGUGAUGGCAGCAAACUCUUUGCGAAAUAGAAAGCGCCGAAGCAGAAAGAAGGUGAAGAAAGAGAAUAUAAAUAAUGAAAAUAAGCGAAUAAGUAAAUAGUGAAUAGUGAAAAAUAUAAAAAAAAAACAAAAACAAAUAAAACAGAGAGCAGCAGCAAGAAGCAGUAUGAAACUAAGAGAUAACGAAAGUUUGAGAGUUUUUUAAGGAUUUUGAAGUUUCUCGUUUCGUAUGUAUUUAGAUCAUGUGUACUGCAGCAGGGCUUAAAGUUUAAAUUGAGUUACACACACACACACACACAUACCAACACAAAAAGAAAAAAUUUGUAGUUAUGAAGAACUCAAUUAAGUGGAGAGUUUUUUGUCGGCUUACAAAAAAGUUGAAGGUUCGUUGAAAAAACAGAUGAAAUGAAAAAUUCAACUAUUUUCUAAUUUGUAACAAUUAAGUUAUUUACAGUUAAGUAACGCAAACAAUAACAACAACAAAAAUGAAAAGCAAAAGCAAAUGAAAACUAAUGAAAAUAAGAAAAAGAAUUAUUUGUAUGUAAACGGUCACAGGCAAUGAAAGUGCGUGGAAAAAUAUCAAAUUUAGUUUAAAUAUUUUCUUUUUUUUUAAUAUUGCAAAAAUUAUGAAAAUAUACAAAUUGAAAGUAAUUAAUAUGAGUAUACAUAGACUAA